AUGAAGAAGCGAGAACAGUCGUCGCUACUGUCACUGUCGUUUGGUUUCGUCAAGAGAACGGAAGAUGAAGCUGAAACAACAGGCCGCUUGUCCCUUGGACAGUUGGUAACAACUCCCAUGACAUGUUUUACUCGUGCGAAACAAACACUUCAAGAAAACAAUGUGCAGGCGACUCACAGAGUAGCAAUGGAAGAUUCUGCAGCAUACAUAGGCCAAAUGGAGGACGGACAUUCGUCUGUUGAGCAGCAAUUGCAAACUCAAGCUUUCGAUGUCAUUCAGAGAAACAGAGCCAUUUUGAGGAGUAUUCUCAAAGCAGUUAUAUUCUGUGGUAGGCAGAACAUUGCUCUAAGAGGUCAUUGUGAGAGCAAGCUUGCAACAGAUGAGGAGUCUAAGCAUGUAUGCAAUUCUAGGAAUUUUCAAGCACUCCUUUGGUUUGGUAUGGAUGCUGGUGAUCAAAUUCUCAGGGAGCACCUUGCAACUGCACCUAGAAAUGCGCAAUAUCAUUCUCCAACUAUCCAAAAUGAUUUAAUUGCAGCUACUAGCCAAUGGAUACAGAAAAAAAUUGUUCAGGAAGUUAAAGAAGCCAAGUUCUUUGCAGUAUGUGCAGACGAGGCUGCUGAUGCAGCCAACAAGGAACAGCUUGCACUCAUCAUUCCGUUUGUUGAUAAAUCAGGUCUUGUUCAGGAACACUUCUUGGAGUUUUUGCAUUGUGCUUCUGGCGUUAGUGGUGAGGCAAUUGCCCAGAAUAUACUGUGUGCACUGGAAAAGCACUCCCUUGAUGUCAAUAAUCUACGCGGACAAGGUUACCACGGAGCCGGGAAAAUGGCGGGAAAGUAUCAAGGAGCUGCUGCUCGCAUUCAGCGUAUUCAUCCUAAAGCAAUUUAUGUCCACUGUGCAGCUCACAUCCUCAACCUAUGUAUCGUUGCUGCUUGUAAGGUGCAGGGGAUUCGCAACAUGCAAGGCACUUUAGAUCAGAUCUACCUUUUCUUCAGUUUGUCUCCAAAACGAGAACAAGAGCUUCAGGUACAUAUAAAAGAGCUACAUGUAGAUCAAGGUCGAAGAACAAAACUGGUUAACACAUGCAAAACUCGUUGGGUUGCCAGAAUGGAAUCUUUCCAAGUUUUUAUGGAGCUGUUGCCUUCGGUAGUCACUACACUGGAAGUUGUCAGCACUGGUCAAGGUUGGAAUGCAGAGCCAUCUAGUAAAGCUGCAACUCUUCUGACUUCAAUCACGCAGUUCGAGUUUGUAAUGGCGUUAGUAGUAGCACAUGCCUGCUUUGACUUUGUGAAGGGUUUGACAGUUUCCUUGCAAGGCAGAUCCCAAGACAUCUGCUCCACCUAUGUUGAAGUUGAUAGCGUCAAGACUGCUCUGUAUGAAAAGAAGUUGACGGACGAUGGCUCUGUCGCACGUUCCGUCUGUCCUAAUGAGUCCAGAGCAUGA
This is a messenger RNA of Corticium candelabrum, 1440 nucleotides long. Its product is annotated as 52 kDa repressor of the inhibitor of the protein kinase-like. The coding region runs from base 1 to 1440 and encodes 479 amino acids. The transcript has 3 exons. The record is from RefSeq and is a predicted model, not a curated record. Lineage: Eukaryota; Metazoa; Porifera; Homoscleromorpha; Homosclerophorida; Plakinidae.